AUGCUGCGGUGUUCUGUUAUACAAUGGCUGGUGCUGGCCGUCGCCGGUGGCUUGAGCUGUUCGCCAGUAUCAUGUCUGCCACGAGCCUUCCACCGCUCCCCAGGGGCUAGCGCUACAAACGGUGCAUCCAUGACUAAACCAUUAGUCUCUUCAAUUCUUUCUGGGAGCGAAGCCGAGCAAGAACGGGCAGACAACUGGGGUACGGAGAACGGUAAUGAGGUUUCUGACAAGUGGCGCUCUGAUUCUUCAGCAACCAGCGGUAUUAAAAUGAUCCCACAUAGUUUUAAUCAGCAAACGGAUGAGGACAAGACGACUAGAAUGAGUUUUUACAAUCCCCUAACAAAAUACGAACAGACGCAGCCCAGGCGCUUACGCAGCGGGAGGGCAGUACAGGGAGUAUUAUCCCCUGAAGCAAUAGCUGCGGAGGUCGAAGAGACAGCACUACACGAAGGAAGUCCUUCAUAUGUGCAAAAAGAUGGCGAUACCUUGCCUGAACUGUCACUUCCCGUAGCGGGGGCUUCUGCCGCUUCUCACCUUCAAGUAGGGGAGAAGCAGAUCAUUGAUCAACUACUUACAGGCAUGCUAGGCACCGGAGUCAACAUGAUGCAAGGAGGAGGCCUAGGAGCCCAGCCAGCAGGAGGAGCAGCAGCGCCUGCAGCUGCCUUUGGUCCAACUCCGGUGUACUACGCAGCACAAGAAACAGGAGUCUCCACGGUGGAAAUAGUUCUCAUUAUCAGCGGUAGCAUUCUCGUGAUUGGCCUUGUGGGUCUUAUGGUUUGGCUUUUGACUUCUAAGAAAAAACGAAGACGGUAG
Messenger RNA from Cyclospora cayetanensis, 813 nucleotides. RefSeq lists its product as uncharacterized. The transcript has a single exon. NCBI's taxonomy places the organism in Eukaryota, Apicomplexa, Conoidasida, Eucoccidiorida, Eimeriidae. The record is from RefSeq and is a predicted model, not a curated record. Bases 1 to 813 code for a protein of 270 amino acids.